Cavia porcellus (domestic guinea pig) is the source of this 1612-nucleotide messenger RNA. Its product is annotated as 5E5 antigen-like. Lineage: Eukaryota; Metazoa; Chordata; Mammalia; Rodentia; Caviidae. The record is from RefSeq and is a predicted model, not a curated record. Bases 1 to 1401 code for a protein of 466 amino acids. The transcript is spliced from 9 exons.
AUGCUUGGAAGCCUGAUCCGCAUCCAAACCCCAGCGGAACCUCGGUCCCCCGGGGACACCUGUCGUGUAGAUGGCCGCACCCGCGGGCAGCGCCUCCCGCCUCCCUGGCUCAGAGUCCGGCUCCGACGGACGUGGCGGCCCGGCGGGGGGCGCCGUCUUGCAGCGCGCCGGCCGGGGUCCACAUGCCCGCCCCAGCCGCAGGUGCGGGAGCCGGGGGCGCGGGGAGGGCAGGGGGCGGGACGGGGGCGGGGCGGGCAUGCGCAGUGGGGCGGCGGCCGCCGCGGGCGGGGCGCUGUUUACCCGCAGCCGGGCCAAGUCCGCGGCGCCGCGAGCGCGGGGCCGGCUGCCGCCGCUCCGAGCCGAGCCCGCCUCCCGCUGCCCCGCGCCGCCCGGCCCCGGCGGGGGAGGAUGCCAGACGUGCGGGCGCGGCCGGGGCGGCGGCGGCGGGGACGCGAUGGGGGCCGGCGGGGGCCGCGCGCGCCGCAGGCGGCCGGGCUGCGGGCUGGCGUCGGCCGGGGCCGCGGCGCUGUUGGCCGGGGCGAGCUGCCUGUGCUUCGGCCGCUCACUGCGCGGCGAGUUCGUGCACGACGACGUGUGGGCGAUCGUGCACAACCCCGACGUGCGGCCCGGCGCCCCCCUGCGCUGGGGCGUCUUCGCCAACGACUUCUGGGGCAAGGGCAUGGCCGAGAACACCAGCCACAAGUCCUACCGGCCGCUGUGCGUCCUCACCUUCAAGCUCAACAUUCUGUUGACGGGCAUGGACCCAUUCUACUUUCACGUGGUGAAUGUGAUCCUGCACUGCCUGGUGACGCUCGUGCUGAUGUACACCUGUGUACAUCCGGUCUUCCGGACCGGGGCCUUGCCUUUGUGACGGCCUUGCUGUUCGCUGUGUACCCUGUUCACACCGAGGCGGAGUCUGGACCAGCAUGGUGCGGGGGGCUGUCUCCCUCCUGCAGCUUCACCCUUCUUCCUGCUGCUCAGUUUGCUUCUGGGGACCUGCGCAAUGCUGGUGAAGGAGACAGGUGUCACGGUGUUUGGAGUGUGCUUGGUUUACGACUUUUUUUCCCUCUCCUACAAGCAGGACCAGUCACCUACAAGAUUAUCAAUUUUGCCCCCAGUUUACUUCGGAUUAUAAUCUCUGACCAUGUGGAAUUCCCAGUACGCCAGGCAGCGCCCAUGAAGUAUUUCCAAGGCAUGAAAACUCACUUGCUUUUCCACAGAAAUGCACAGUAUGUGACCAUGGUGGAGCAGAGGAUGAAAGGUUCUUCAGGGAUGAGCCUUGGUUCAUUACUGAGAAACCCAGAGGGGCUGUCUCUUUGCAUGAGAAAGCCUCAAGAAUCAGCAGCGACUCGGGUUCAUGAGAACAAAGCUAAGACAAUUUCAAAAACAGAAGAAGUCUGACCACUCUCCAGUGGACAAAAGAGUGCAUGAGUUGAAGGAGGUUCGGGACAAGAAUGCUGAGAAGCUUCCUGUAAAGUUGAGCGAACUGAAGAACUGCAGGGUCCCGCAGCCCCGAGCAGGGCCCUCCAGGGCAGAGGAGCAGCUGCUGUUGGAGCUGCAGCAGGUGAGAUCAGAGCUGGAGUGCCUCUCAGGGCAGCUAAAGACCACCCAG